CACUCCUCUCUCUCUCUCUCUCUCUCAAAAGCUCUCCAACCCCAAGAGGCCCAGCAGAGGAAGGUGGUCACUCUCUGAAAGGUUCCACUCGAGAGAGGCAACAUGCAGCAGGCCUCCCUCCUGCUGCUGCUGCUGCUGGCGGGGCUCUGCGCCCUCUCGCGUGCCCAGUACGAUGAAGACCCCCACUGGUGGUUCCACUACCUCCGAAGCCAGCAGUCCACCUCCUAUGACCCCUACGAUCCUUACCCUUAUGAGCCUUAUCCCUACGGGGUGGACGAAGACCCAGGUUAUGCCUACGGCUCCCCGCUGGCCCCCGAGCCCCGCGACUGCCCCCAGGAGUGCGACUGCCCCCCCAACUUCCCCACCGCCAUGUACUGCGACAACCGCAACCUCAAGUACCUGCCCUUCGUCCCCUCCCGCAUGAAGUACGUCUACUUCCAGAACAACCAGAUAGCCGCCAUCCAGGAGAGCGUGUUCGACAACGCCACCGGGCUGCUGUGGAUCGCGCUGCACGGCAACCAGAUCACCAGCGAGAAGGUGGGCCGGAAGGUCUUCUCGAAGCUGAGGCACCUGGAGCGGCUCUACCUGGACCACAACAACCUGACCCGGGUGCCGGGCCCCCUGCCCCGGUCCCUGAGGGAGCUCCACCUGGAGCACAACCAGAUCUCCCGGGUGCCCGGCAACGCGCUGGAGGGGCUGGAGAACCUCACAGCCUUGUACCUGCACCACAACGAGAUCCAGGAGGUGGGCAGCACCCUGAGGGGCCUCCGGUCUCUGAUCCUGCUGGACCUGAGCUACAACCACCUGCGCAGGGUGCCCGACGGGCUGCCCGCAGCCCUGGAGCAGCUCUACCUGGAGCACAACAACGUCUACAGCAUGCCCGACAGCUACUUCCGGGGCUCGCCCAAGCUGCUCUACGUGAGGCUGUCGCACAACAGCCUGACCAACAACGGGCUGGCCUCCAACGCCUUCAACGCCAGCAGCCUCCUGGAGCUGGACCUCUCCUACAACCAGCUGCAGAAGAUCCCCCCGGUCAGCACGAACUUGGAGAACCUCUACCUCCAAGGCAACAGGAUCAAUGAGUUUUCCAUCAGCAGCUUCUGCACGGUGGUGGAC
This is a messenger RNA of Echinops telfairi (small Madagascar hedgehog), 1116 nucleotides long. It is a transcript of the gene FMOD, whose product is annotated as fibromodulin. NCBI's taxonomy places the organism in Eukaryota, Metazoa, Chordata, Mammalia, Afrosoricida, Tenrecidae. Gene Ontology annotation, molecular function: protein binding. The transcript is spliced from 3 exons. The annotation marks the transcript as partial. The record is from RefSeq and is a predicted model, not a curated record.